Molecule: messenger RNA, 1309 nt
Organism: Rhipicephalus microplus (southern cattle tick)
Lineage: Eukaryota; Metazoa; Arthropoda; Arachnida; Ixodida; Ixodidae
Source: RefSeq, a predicted model, not a curated record
CAGUGCUCUUGGAACUGCGCUCACAAUGGCCGCAACUAUUGCCGCCGUCCUUGUGGCGGCGACGCUACUGACACUGACGGCUGCCAACGGCAAGGCAGUGGUGCAGCAUGCCGCCCCGAAGGGUGGUCAUCCGGGGGCUAAGCCUGCACCAUCCAGUCAUACAGUGGUCGUGGUGAGAGGGCGGCCAGCGGCACACGGGCAGCCUCAGUACGACUACUGGAGGCCUUGGUACACCUACGAUACACCCAAGCAACACCAUGGCCGGAAGGACGUCCACAGGCCCGUACCCAACUAUAGUCCACAAGCGCAUAAGCAGCCACAUCCUCAACACUGGUCUGCGAAUCGGAGGAUGGAGGGGGGUCGUGGCGACAAGGCAAAGGUCGGCUAUGUGAAAGAGCUGAAGCCCGUCGCCUAUAACACGGUAAUCGAGGAAGAGAAGAGGGUAGUGAUUAAGGAGCAGCCCAAGCUAGUUCUCAAAAAGGUACCCAAGGUAGUAGUCAAGGAGCAACCUAAGGUAAUCAUCAGGGAGCACCCUAAGGUAAUCAUCAGAGAGCAACCUAAGGUAAUCAUCAGAGAGCAACCUAAGGUAAUCAUCAAGGAGCAACCAAAAGUAAUCAUUAAGGAGCAACCCAAAGUAAUACUGCACGAGGUGCCAGUUAUUCUGCAGGAAGUUCACAAGAAGAAGCACAAAAAGCACAAGAAGCAGAAAACUAUGAUUUUUACGAAUACGCAUGGCCACCAUCACCAUGACUGCUUUUCCGACUGGUUCAAAGGCCUACACAAGAAGAGUAAGAAGCCGAAAAAGCAUCACAAGUCUGCGAAUACCCUCAUAUUAUUGCGCACUCACGCACCCUACUACUACUACUACACCCAGGCUCCUAGAUACUAUGCAGGUGGCUACAAUGGCUACAACGGCUACAAUGGCUACAACAGGUACAACGGAUACAACCUGUAGUAAGCCGAAUCACCUAUUCUUGAAGGACGUGAAUAAAAAAGCGAACAAACAAUUGACCUACAAUCAAGGGCUAUAUUAGAAAAAAGCACGCGUUAACGAUUUGAUGUUAGGUUGUCCCUUAUCGGUCAAAAUACAGCACAUGAACCUAACUUUCUUUGAAUUUAUGUGUUUUAAACUUUUUUAUUUUCAAUUAAACCACACCUUGCUUCCAUUCCCCCCCCACCCCCACUCAUAACCAUGCAAUAUUAUCUCUUCACACACGUUAAGUUGCACCUCCAGCUUAUCUGGUGGUGAAUAAAAUUGUCAGCGAAUGUAUUUCUUCAUGCCAUUGAAAUAAACCGAUUUUCAAUGUAA